UGAAGAUCGACGGCAUCCAUCCCCAUCCUAUGCCACUUGGCAAUGGUGGCCUUGCAUGGCAACCACAAAUGCCUACAAAUUCUGCCAUUUUACUUUCCUUGUGAUCAGAGCAACACCACGGUGCUCCACAAAAGAAAAGACAAUACCCCACUAACCUAAGGGAAGCUCUGAGAAAACCCUCCUCUUCUUCCACUUCCACUACAAAACCUGUGGAAGAAGGGGGGAAUGCCAUUGCAGAAGAUAAGCGAUAGGCUCGACAAAGAUUAGUAUCUUUCACAAAAUAUUACAUGAAACCACUUUGCAGGUUUGUAGUGUCUUCCAGAUUGGUUUGUGCCUAGAAGUAGUAAUCUGUCACCAUAACAAUUGUUGACCUGCUUAAUAUUAAGGAUUUUUGAAGAACGGUUAAGAAGCCAAGCUAGCAGAUCUUUCUCCUGGGACUGCUCCUUUUAAUGCAGGCAUUUGUUUUCUAACUGCAAUGGAGGACUGGCUUCAUGCUAAGGAAUCUCAUACUUCUGUGGGAUGUGAGCCGCAGAGUAAAUCGCGUAGGCUGAUGCCCACCGAUGAUCAGUAUUUUCUCCUCUACUUCAUUAUGGGCACCUUCUUCGGGCCUGAUCUCAGGGAGGAAAUUCCUCGAAAGCCAGUUUUGCAACGACUUGCUGAGGGUCUGCCUUCAUAUACUUCCGAGAAACUUGCAGGUUCCCACGUUAAAACAGUAGAAGUGGAGAGGGUAUACUACCAUGUACUCAGAAAGGCAGAUCAAUCUGUUAUAGUAAAAUUAUCUUGGCUGCACCAGUUCCUCCAUGGAAAUCUCCCUAUCCCAGCAAAAUACUGGGCUGCUGCUUACCCUCAGUUUCCCGAUCUCUUUCCUCCCCAACUUCAUCCUCAUUCGCGGUUCAAAAAUCGUUAUUACAUCAUUGAAAACAUUGUAUUUAUAAAUAACCCAGAAACCUUUUAUAUUAAGCCCAAGGAUAUUGAAAGGUUCAAGUGGCUCACUGGGCUAGAGGGCUUUCAUUUAGAUAGAGAGAGGGCAAUGCUGCCGAGAAGUGUGAAUGAGGGAGUAUUAUGCGAUGUUGCAAUGAAGGAGGUUGAAUCAAGCGGGAAGUUGCCUGUCUCGCCUCCCUCCAUUUUGUCUCAUAGAACAAGAAGUUUGAAUGAUAUUCUCCAUGGCGAAGAUCUUUUGCAUAAUGCCCAUGCUGCGAAACCUGUCAACAGUGUACCGGGUAAAGAUUCACCCAAGACAGGCAAUUAUACUGCUCCAUUGCCUUCCGAAGCAAAUGCCAAGGUAGCAGACAGAUUUGAGCCAGGAAUGGUAUUUCUUCCUUCUCCCCCCACCAGGGAAGAGUGGAUAAACUUUGCAACUGCAACCAGAAAUGGAUAUGUAGUGACUGGGACUGCAGCUACAGGGCAUAUUGGACCGCCUAUCGGGUUGGUUGACAUAGGAGAGUGUGAAGAUUCCUACUUGUUCCGAGUAUCUCUUCCUGGGGUGAAGAGGGAUGAUAGAGAAUUUAGUUGUGAAGUUGAAAAUGACGGGAAAGUACUGAUAAGGGGAGUGACGACCGGCGGUGAAAGAACAGUUUACAGGUACUGCCAGGAAUUCAAGAUGCAAACGCAGAACUUGUGUCCACCAGGGCACUUCUCCAUCUCAUUUAAGCUGCCAGGUCCAGUUGACCCUCAACAAUUCUCAGGUAACUUUGGUACUGAUGGGAUUCUGGAAGGGAUUGUGAUGAAGGGAAUGUGAUACUAAGAAGAGAAUGCCUAAGUAAGAAGAUUUUGUUGUCUUUGUGUGUAUGGUCUUUGAGCCGAAGUUAAUAUGUAAUCCAUGACGAUAUCAUGUCCUGUAAGUAAACUUAACUACCUGCUGCAUCCAAGAGCCUGUUCUAUGGUUAUUUUGUUAUGUAUUUGAU
Diospyros lotus (date-plum) is the source of this 1904-nucleotide messenger RNA. RefSeq names its product increased DNA methylation 2-like. The coding region runs from base 476 to 1738 and encodes 420 amino acids. NCBI's taxonomy places the organism in Eukaryota, Viridiplantae, Streptophyta, Magnoliopsida, Ericales, Ebenaceae. The transcript has 6 exons. The record is from RefSeq and is a predicted model, not a curated record. Gene Ontology annotation, cellular component: nucleus.